Danio aesculapii is the source of this 306-nucleotide messenger RNA. RefSeq lists its product as uncharacterized. Bases 1 to 306 code for a protein of 101 amino acids. The transcript is spliced from 3 exons. The record is from RefSeq and is a predicted model, not a curated record. Lineage: Eukaryota; Metazoa; Chordata; Actinopteri; Cypriniformes; Danionidae.
AUGAAGAUGAAGAAACUUUGUGCUGUUUGCAUCCUGGUGAUUUUUACUCAUGAUCUUGCUCGUGUAUCAUUCACUGUAAUGGCGUUGAAGUGUAAUCUGUGUAUUUCCAAAGGGACUAGCCUCCAAUGUACUCCAUCAGUGCAGACAUGUCUUGGAAGCUUCGAUGUCUGCGCACACAUCAAGUUCAGGCCUCAUUUACUGGGUUCUGGCUUUAUCCGUUCCUGUAUGACCAGAUCGUUCUGCUUGAUCUAUACAUUAAAUGAAGAGGUCAAUGCUAUGUGCUGCAACAGUGACCUCUGCAACUGA